UGUCCUCCGCCUUGUUCGAGGAGUGCAACGAUGGGCGCUCUCAAUCUCCUCGUCAUCGCCGGCAUCCGACUCGCGCUUUUUGCGGGGUGUCGUCUGACGCUGUUGCCGUUGCUGCUGGGAGAGGCGCGGCAUGCCUCGCUCGACGAAGGCGCGAGCGAUGCCAUCGAGCUUGGUGAGCUGCCCCGGCCGGCGACAACAACAACACGCUCGCCCUCUUCAGCGCGCUUCUCGGGCUCUGCUUCUGCAUCAUCAUCGCCGAGGGACCUACUCAACACCGUGACAGAAUCGCUCAAGGACCCGCACCAGGCCUCGAGCCAUGUCUUCUCGCUCUGCUUUGAAGAGUCGGCCAUCCUUUUCGCUCUCGUCCUCCUCGAGGCCAUGGGCACCGUCCCGCACGAGCUCCUCGAAAAGAACUGGACCUUUUCGCUCAUCGGCGUCGUGGCCUUGGCCGUGCUUCUGAUCCCACUGGGCAUCUGCCUCCUCGUCACCUUUCGGUUCGACAGCGCAUCUCCCAUCCUCAAGCGGGCCCUCUGGGCGCUCAUCCCCUUCGUUCUCUGGUUCAUCCUCUUUCUUCGCGUCCCGCUGCCUCCGGCCACGGCGGGUAACAGCCCCCUGCUCGAUGGUGCCCUCUCUCGCACGGCACUGCUCGGUGUGGUGUUGAUUGCGCUUCUCUCCGGCUCUGGUGCGACGAGCGCUGCAUGGGAUACGUACGAGGCCUUCUUUGCCAAGCGCAAGCCCAAGGUGGUCACGGCGUCAGAGCUUAGAGACUCAGAGGAAUCCUUCAGACGGACAUGCGCCGAUCUGGGAUCGCGCCGGAGAGCCCUCGAGGCACUCAAGAGUGCGCCGCCCAGCGAAGCCGAGCGGCAGCAGCAGGCAGGGUUCUUCUCGAGAAUGUGGGCAGGGAGCCAGCGAGGCAAGGAGAUCAAGGCCCUCUCGCAGGAGAUCAACGGCCUCGAGAUCCUGGCCUCUGCGAUGCGCGAUGACCUCGACUCGCUCCGGACGCGGCACCGCCAGGCACUGUGGAGCAAGACGAUCCAGGGCAGGCUCCUUCUCGGUGCCGGCCACCUAUUCAGCAUCUACUGCGUCUGGAGGGUCCUCCUCGCCGCCCUGAGCCUCGUCAUUCUCGGCUACCGGGACCAGGCGCCCCCGGACUUUGUGUCGCUGAGCCUGGCCCACAUUGUCCGGCUAUUCAACGUCGACAUUGACCUCGACGCAUGGGCGAGGAUUUUUGGCCUGCUCUUUGUAGGCGCCCUGAUCCUCGUCCGCAUGCGCGUCGUACUGGCCAAUCUGUCCACUUUCUUUCGAGCCGCCUCGGCAGGCAUCAGCACCAGCUUCCUCGUCCUCUUCCUCUCCGAGGUCCUCACAAUCUACCUCCUCGCGACGCUCAUCCAACUCCGAGCCUCGCUGCCGUCUGCCCUCUCGGGCACACCCGACGACAUCUCUGCCGCCUCUUCAUCUCCCCUGGGCACAGACUCAUCUAGCCCAGACAAGGGCCCUGCACCGCUCCUGGCGAGCCUGCCCUCGUACAAUGUCUCCUUUGGCGCUCUCUUUGACGCCUCUUUUCUCCUCGCCGCCCUCGCCACCGCCCUGGCCAGAUGGUUCAUGGCCAGGGAGGAGGACGAUCGGGCCAACUGGGGCCUCUGAUGCUGGCCGUGUACUUGUACAACUAGAAGGAAGACGCACUUUACAUUUUGCAUACUUGAUU
This is a messenger RNA of Acaromyces ingoldii, 1705 nucleotides long. RefSeq lists its product as hypothetical. Gene Ontology annotation, cellular component: membrane. The record is from RefSeq and is a predicted model, not a curated record. NCBI's taxonomy places the organism in Eukaryota, Fungi, Basidiomycota, Exobasidiomycetes, Exobasidiales, Cryptobasidiaceae. The transcript is spliced from 4 exons. Bases 31 to 1644 code for a protein of 537 amino acids.